AUGUGGCUGCUGCGCGCCCCAGUCCGGCUGCGCCGCCAGCUCGCUGCCUCCUGUGGGCUGCGGGGGGGCCCUUCCCUGGCCCAGGAGCAGCUGAAAUCAGAAGGGAAGCUUCAAAAGCAGAUCUGCCAAGUUGUUCUGGAUCACUUUGAGAAGCAAUACAUGAAGGAGCUGGGAGAGGCAUGGAGCACAGUCAGGGAGGUGCUCACAUCACCAUUGUGCUGGCAAUAUGCUGUUCUGCUUAAUAAAUUCAGCUAUUCCUCUGAACUGGAGAACAACUUGCAUUUGAAGGGGUAUCAUAGUCUCUUUCAGGAAACCUUACCCUAUCUCCCAGGAUCAUUAAAAUGUUACAUUAGUAGAACUCCUGGGAGAUUCCCUGCACAGAAACACCACAUUGGUAAACUCAAGGAAUAUUAUCUGCUGAAUGCUGCUUCACUUCUGUCGGUGCUGGCAUUGGAAAUAAAGGAUGGGGAAAGGGUUUUGGAUAUGUGUGCUGCUCCAGGCGGUAAAUCAAUAGCUAUGCUGCAGUGUGCCUGGCCAGGUCAUCUUCACUGUAAUGAGUAUGAUAGUCUGAGAUCAAAGUGGCUGAAGCAGACACUAGAAUCCUUCAUCCCAGAGCCCCUGAUGAAUUUAAUUACUCUCUCUGAACUGGAUGGGAGACAGAUUGGAGAUCUCCAUCCUGAAUUGUACGACAAGGUACUGCUGGAUGCUCCGUGUUCAAAUGACAGAAGUUGGUUAUUCUCUUCGGAUAUUCAGCAGGCUACACUUAGACUCAUCCAAAGGAAGGAGUUAUCUGCUCUACAGGUACAGCUACUAAGGUCUGCCAUUAAAGCUUUGUGUCCUGGAGGAUCUGUGGUCUAUUCUACGUGCACUCUCUCGAAGGCAGAAAACAGUGAUGUAAUCAGUCACAUCCUAAACUCCUGCAGUAACGUUCUGCCUGUAGAUAUAAGUGAACUGGCCAAUGUCGUUUCCGAUGAGUUCUCUCUGGUUGCUGGUGUCCAGCCACAUGAACUUUUAGUACUUCCAGCGAAGGGGAAAGCAUGGGGGCCUAUGUAUGUAGCUAAAUUAAAGAAAACGUAG
Emys orbicularis (European pond turtle) is the source of this 1077-nucleotide messenger RNA. RefSeq names its product NOP2/Sun RNA methyltransferase 3 (gene NSUN3). Gene Ontology annotation, cellular component: mitochondrial large ribosomal subunit. Lineage: Eukaryota; Metazoa; Chordata; Testudines; Emydidae. The transcript has 6 exons. The record is from RefSeq and is a predicted model, not a curated record. Gene Ontology annotation, molecular function: RNA methyltransferase activity. The coding region runs from base 1 to 1077 and encodes 358 amino acids. Gene Ontology annotation, biological process: rRNA methylation.